Messenger RNA from Schizosaccharomyces japonicus yFS275, 2449 nucleotides. Its product is annotated as carrier with solute carrier repeats. The record is from RefSeq and is a predicted model, not a curated record. Gene Ontology annotation, cellular component: mitochondrial membrane; membrane. Bases 100 to 990 code for a protein of 296 amino acids. Lineage: Eukaryota; Fungi; Ascomycota; Schizosaccharomycetes; Schizosaccharomycetales; Schizosaccharomycetaceae. The transcript is spliced from 2 exons. Gene Ontology annotation, biological process: glycine transport.
GCACAACAUUCAUUACGGCGACCACGAAGUUGUUCGUCGGUAAUCGUUCCAGUCUAAACCCUAUACUCUUCGUCUUCUGCUGCUCACCGAAGACCAUCCAUGUCUGAAUCCAAUAUUUCGCAGUCGGCGAAGGACUUUGUCGCUGGCGCUGCUGGCGGCGUAGCACAGGUUCUGGCUGGACAACCGUUCGACUGUGUCAAGGUUCGUUUGCAGUCCCAAGCUGCUGGUGCACCCGAAUACACAAACGCAGUUGACUGUGUCCAGAAAAUCAUCAAGAAUGAAGGUUUGCAGGCCUUUUACAAGGGCACUGUUAUGCCGUUGUUGGGCAUUGGCCUCUGUAUCUCCACACAGUUCACUGCCUUUGAGUCCGGCAAACGUUUCUUUUACGCCCGAAACGGUACCGACGAACUGACAUUUGGCCAAUAUUAUAUGGCGGGUGCCUUUAGUGGAGCGGUUAACUCGGUCCUCGUCAGUCCCAUCGAACACAUUCGUAUUCGCUUGCAGGUUCAAACUGGCCCCAAUCCUUUGUAUAAGGGCCCUGUCGACUGCAUGCGCAAGAUAGCCUCACAGCACGGUUUCAAAGGCAUCAUGAAGGGUCUUUUCCCCACCGUACUUCGUGAGACUCACGGAGUCGGUAUGUACUUUUUGGCUUAUGAGUUGUUGCUCGCCCAGGCCAUUAAAGCUCGUGGGUACACCAGCCGAUCCGAGGUCCCUGGCUGGCGACUCUGCUUGUACGGUGCCGCCGCUGGUUACGCCAUGUGGAUCUCAGCAUACAUGUUUGACGUUGUCAAGUCCAACAUUCAAACGGACGCCUUUGGUUCUGGCGCCAAGUAUUCGACGUCAUGGAAGUGUGCUCAAAGCAUUUUUAGAACCGCUGGCUUUUCCGGUUUCUGGCGCGGCUUCGUUCCUGUGCUUGCUCGUGCUGCACCGGUGAACGCUAUCACGUUUUACGUGUAUGAAACUGUCGCUCACAAGUUGCGGGACGUCUAAUUCAAGUGGUAUCACGACCCUGUGCGCAUGACGCGCAUAUUGCAUGCUUUAACGGUCGUGUGCCUUUUCUUGUUGUCUCGUUGUUUCUUGUUGUUUAUGCUUUUUUGUUGCAAUUAUUCCUCUUUGCUGUUCGUUCAUUUCCAGUACGCAUUCAUAAUAAAUACGCAUCAAACAAUUUUAGUCGAGGGAGUCCGGUACCUCUAGCAUGGGCGUUACUCCUUCUUUGUUGCAGAUGUCGUCGGAGCCGAGGAAGAUUUGGGAGGAGUGAGCCUUUUUGAAAGGCUGUGUUCGCGACGUUUCAAAAACAAAUCGACUUGUUGCUGUCGCGUGAGCUUACGAGCCAUUUCACCGCGAAGUUGCGCGUCUUCCGCCAUAAUCGCUUGCUCCCUUGCACGUUUGGCAUGAAGAUGCUCGCGGGCAGUGUACCAAUUCCCGGCGUAGAGCGCUGCCGUCAAAACGCCGAAGAUACACAAAAUAGCCAAAAUCCCUUCAUCCUCCGGACCAGCAGUGUCCUUGCCGGUGCGCUCACAUUCGUCGUAGUACUGCUGUGAAUUGUAAUAGUAGUCUUGCCAUGCGGCUGUUCCGCUAUACCGCGGUCGAUUGGGUCUUGUCGUACGUCUCCUACUUUGCGACGUUGUAGACGGUGAUGGUUCGGGGCUGUUUUCCCAUCCAAUUCCAAGAGUCUCGUAUGCACGACGCGAACGUUCGUUUGACAAUAGUCGAUUGGCAGAAACAAUGAGCUGAAAGACACGAUUACGGUCUUCUUGGCUGAUUUCAUUUUUGUCGGCGCUCAAGUCAGGGUGGUAUUUCUUUACCAAUUCGGUAUACCGUUUCCGGAUGUCCGACUUCGAGCAUGUUUUCGGCAGUCCAAGUACUUCAUAUGGCGACAAGGCUCCCAAAUCGUGUCGACCGUGCAAACUUGCCUGUGCAAACCAUCGUCUCGUGGGGAAGAAGAACUUUACCUGUCGCACCGAACGCCAGUGAUACAUGCGAUCAGCGAUUCUGAGUAUGGGCUUUCCAAACGGGAGGUGUUAGUGAAGCAUUGGAUUCUUCGUUAUGAACAUAGGGCAUGUAACUUAACUUAUAAAGAAGAAGAAACGCUGAAAAAUCCCAGACGCCUUUCACAUACAAGAGGAAGCAAAAGUCCUCGUACAGGUCAAUUCAAUCAAUCUGUGCUCACCUGUUUUGCCAAAUGGUGAGGGGACAGUGAGAGAAAGAGGUUGUUGGUUCUUGGCAGGAUUCAGAAAUCAUUCGGAAAUCUAUUAAGCUAUAAGUGACGUCAACAAAGAGAGCGAAUUAAGGUUGUAGGGCGAUUGACGCGUCGCGCGUUAUAACACCAACAACAACGAUUACACAGGAUUGCAGCCGUGAUCAAAGAAUUUGCAGUAAACAGUAUGUAGUACUGGGGUGUUGAUAAGUUACGAAAUCCGAUUCCUUUGGAAUGAAAUAUUUUUCUCUC